AUGACAUCAGACUUGAAUAUCGCUGAAGAUGCGGUUUUGCGUAAGUCGACGGCCGUACCCGAAGGGUGUUUAGAGGUUCAUGGAUAUGAUUUCAAUAAGGGAGUCGAUUAUGAUCACUUGAUUGAUUCUUACUUAACCACCGGACUACAAGCGAAUUCUAUGGGAAAAGCUAUCAAGGCAAGAGAGAGCCAACUUAUGGGCGAUGAGACUUUCCCGUAUCCAGUAGGUAAGAAGAAGCCAGCUUGUACGAUAUUUCUGGGCUAUACGAGUAAUAUAGUCACUUCAGGUCUUAGAGAGACAAUUCGGUAUCUAGUAGAACAUGAAAUGGUUGAUUGUUUAGUGACGAGUGCGGGUGGUGUGGAGGAGGAUUUGAUCAAGUGCCUUGCACCUUCCUAUAUUGGUGCAUUCGAAUUGGAUGGUGCUCAGCUGCGUCGUGACGGUAUUAAUAGGGCUGGCAAUAUUUUGAUACCGAACAAUAAUUACUGCUUGUUUGAGGAUUGGCUGAUGCCAAUUCUUGACAUGUGUCAACAAAAACAAGACAAGCAUUCGGUGGAAUGGACACCGUCUAAGUUAAUCGCUGAAUUAGGUGCGCAAAUCAACGAUCCAUCGUCAAUCUGCUAUUGGGCGAGUCGUAAUAAGAUUCCGAUCUUUUGCCCUUCGCUGACAGAUGGCUCUCUGGGUGAUAUGUUAUAUUUUCAUUCGGUACGGAAAGGUGGACUGAAAGUGGAUAUUGUUGAGGAUGUGCGUCAUAUCAAUACGAUGUCAGUGAAGUCACACCGUUCAGGCGUGAUCAUUCUGGGUGGCGGUGUUAUGAAGCAUCACAUUAUGAAUGCGAAUCUGAUGCGAAAUGGCUCAGAUUUUACCGUUUAUAUUAAUACUGGACAGGAAUUUGACGGUAGCGAUUCAGGUGCUCGACCGGACGAGGCCGUUAGUUGGGGUAAAAUUCGGGGUGAUGCGAAAUCAGUGAAAGUGUUUUCGGAUGCUUCGCUUGUGUUCCCGUUGAUUGUGGCAAAAACAUUCGCGAAACACGUCGCCGAACCAAACAAAAUAACGAACAUGGCAGGUAAUCCGAAUGACACGAAAUAA
Anisakis simplex (herring worm) is the source of this 1086-nucleotide messenger RNA. The record is from the annotation of a GenBank genome assembly. Lineage: Eukaryota; Metazoa; Nematoda; Chromadorea; Rhabditida; Anisakidae.